ACUGUGGCCCAUGGGGCCCUUGGUGCUGCCCACCUGGCUGCAGCCCAGGUAUAGGAAGAAUACAUACCUUUUCGUCUACUACUUAAUCCAGUUCUGUGGCCACUCAUGGAUACUGACAAAUAUGACAGCCAGAUUCUUCUCGUUUGGGAAAGACUCAAUGGUGGACACGUUUCAUGCUAUUGGGCUGGUUAUGCGGGCUUGCCAGUCCAUCUCCCUGUUGGAGCUGCUGCACAUUUAUAUUGGCAUUGAGUCAAAUCAUCUCCUCCCAAGGUUUCUGCAGCUCACAGAGAGAGUAAUUAUCCUCUUUGGGGUGAUCACCAGUCAAGAGGAAGUCCAAGAGAAAUAUGUAGUAUGUGUUUUAUUCAUUUUUUGGAAUCUACUGGAUAUGGUAAGGUAUACAUACAGCAUGCUCUCAGUCAUAGGAAUAUCCUAUGCUGCCUUGACAUGGCUCAGCCAGACACUGUGGAUGCCCAUUUACCCUCUGUGUGUUCUUGCCGAAGCAUUCACCAUCUAUCAGUCACUGCCUUUUUUUGAGUCAUUUGGUACCAACUCUACCAUGCUGCCAUUUGACAUGUCCACCUAUUUGCCUUACGUGCUGAAGCUGUAUCUCAUGAUGCUCUUCAUAGGUAUGUAUUUCACCUACAGUCAUCUUUACUCAGAAAGAAAAGACGCCCUCCGAGUCUUUUCUGUCAAACAGAAGAAAAUGUGAGGCAGCAUCCCUGCCCAUCACACAAGAGAGAAGACGGGCUGGUGGAUUACGCUGCAGCUGAUACAGCGCUGGGCAUCUGCUGGAGAGAAAGAACUUAGAACGACAAAAAUUUACAGCAUACAGGCACCAUGGCACCUUGUUCUGCAUCUACUGUGCUGUAAGAACAGAUCCUCAACAGGCUCAGAGUAUCCUGUUUUACCAGGGCUCUGGAUUCAUACAAGUUACAUUUACACUGUGUGCAGUCUGAAUGUUUCCCUGUAGAGUUAAUGAGAAAGUCAGUGGAAUAAAUUCAGUUGACUUGAGAAAACAAUUAACUUCUGCAACCACAACUAGCAGAUUUAUGGGAAGGGACUGUUGUACAAUGCCCUCUUUAAAUCUAACAUGCUCUAUGGACAAAAGUCUCUGCCCUUGGAACAUAUACUUAGAAAACCAAACAUCUUCCUGUGUCUUAGCUCAGGUGGCUGCUGUGUCACCAAGUGCACCCUCUACCCUUUACAGAACUUAGCUGUCAGAAUACAGAAACUUGUUUCAGGGUUCAGGAGGCUUGGAGGUCCAAUAUCAAGAUGCUAGUCAAUUCAUUAAGGGUAAUGUAGAUGUGAAAUGUAGCUCUAAUCUGCCACUCCAAGCAGGAACACUGCUAGUUUGUGCUGUAGCUAAUAGAGAUAGGAAGACAACUGGACUUCUUGGAUUUGGCAGAAUGGACUCUUGAGCUCUUUGGAUAUAUAUAUAGCCUUUCUAAGACAAGGGUGAUCUUGAAUCACAGAUUAUCAGAGCUGCCUCCUAAAUGGCAUAGCAGCAACUUAUCAGCCUGAUUUAUUUUUUAUUUUUUUUUUGCUUGUUUUUGUUUUUUGAGGAUUACAGAGGAUUUCUCUGUAUAGUCCUGGCUGUCCUAGAAAUCACUCCGUAGACCAGGCUGGCCUCGAACUCAGAAACCUGUCUGCUUCUGCCUUCUGAGUGAUGGGAUUAAAAGGUGUGUGCCACCACCACCUGGUUGUCAGCCCUGAUUUUUUAUGAUGAUGAGUUCCCUAAGAAAAUGGGUCUUCCACUCCGGUACUCUCUUCUUUCUCAGCUCUGACCAAAGUCACCUUUAUCAAACCCUUAAAUGUGAUAGCAGCAUUUUAAAACUCUUCCACCAUCUCCUCAUUAAUGUCACAGCAACUUUUCGACUGCUGUGCUUUGGGUGUAAUAGUGCCUUGCCUUCUGUAUCCACUGCUCUCUCAGGUUGUAUU
Psammomys obesus (fat sand rat) is the source of this 1938-nucleotide messenger RNA. RefSeq names its product 3-hydroxyacyl-CoA dehydratase 4 (gene Hacd4). The transcript is spliced from 7 exons. Lineage: Eukaryota; Metazoa; Chordata; Mammalia; Rodentia; Muridae. The record is from RefSeq and is a predicted model, not a curated record. The coding region runs from base 11 to 709 and encodes 232 amino acids. Gene Ontology annotation, biological process: sphingolipid biosynthetic process; fatty acid elongation; very long-chain fatty acid biosynthetic process. Gene Ontology annotation, cellular component: endoplasmic reticulum membrane. Gene Ontology annotation, molecular function: 3-hydroxyacyl-CoA dehydratase activity.